Opisthorchis viverrini is the source of this 447-nucleotide messenger RNA. RefSeq lists its product as hypothetical. The transcript has a single exon. Lineage: Eukaryota; Metazoa; Platyhelminthes; Trematoda; Opisthorchiida; Opisthorchiidae. The record is from RefSeq and is a predicted model, not a curated record. Bases 1 to 447 code for a protein of 148 amino acids.
AUGGAGGUGGAUGACUCCAUUCAAGGUCUCUGUUAUGUGGACGCGCCCAAACCAUCGUGCCCAGAACACACAGAAAUUGACAGCCGGCGGACAGCCAUGUCAUCAGAUAUCACAUGUAACAAACAACCAAACACUAUUGCGCCACCACUUGUUCAAAAUGUUCCCAGUGGAAAAAAAUUCGGGCAGUGUUGGAAAACCGCCAAUAAGCGGAACAAACGUUGUCAUAGUAACCGACCGGACUCAUUCGAAAUUGGAUGUGCAACACAACUUGGCCACAUGUUUGUAUCCCAGACAGUAUUCCCAUGCGCUAAAGGAAACCAGCCCAAGGCAGAGGAUGUUGGUCUUUCGGACGUUCCCGUUGGGGGGCGAGUUUGUAGCAGAUCAGGUGAUCAGGCUACUUCUGAUGUCGCACAGACCCAAGGAAAAAAAAGAAGACUGGUAGUCUGA